This is a messenger RNA of Musca domestica (house fly), 663 nucleotides long. Its product is annotated as general odorant-binding protein 28a. The transcript has 4 exons. Gene Ontology annotation, biological process: sensory perception of smell. Gene Ontology annotation, molecular function: odorant binding. Lineage: Eukaryota; Metazoa; Arthropoda; Insecta; Diptera; Muscidae. The record is from RefSeq and is a predicted model, not a curated record. The coding region runs from base 141 to 590 and encodes 149 amino acids.
UGACAGGGUAGUAAAACCAAAUACAAAUGUCCAAAGCGGUCACUUUUUUGGUUAUUUUGAACAUCAUGCUCCAUUAUGUCACAGAUGAAUAACUCUUAAUUACACAUGGCAUCGAAACUAAAAUACAACAAGUAACCACAAUGGCAAAGUUUUUGGUGCUAUUGGCAGUUGUGUGUAUUGUCGGAGCCGUUGCAGUACGUGGUGAAUUCGACAAGAAGGAAGCCCAAGCCAAGCUUAAGGCUAGAGCCGGAGAGUGUAAAACUGAAGUUGGUGCUACCGAGGCCGAUAUUAAGGAAUUGAUGGAAAUGAAACCCGCAUCAACAAAGGAAGGAAAAUGUUUGCGUGCAUGUCUCAUGCAAAAAUACGAAGUGAUGGAUGCUUCGGGAAAAUUUGUCACAUCAGUUGCUCUAAAGCAUGCCGAAAAAGCUACCAAUGGUUCCGCGGAUAAAAUGAAACUAGCUCUGGAAAUUAUCAAUGCCUGUGCCAGCACUCAAGUGUCGUCGGACCUUUGUCAAGCAGCUGAAGAUUAUGGAAAGUGUUUCAAACAACAAGCUACUGCCCAUGGAAUCGAUGACAACUACCAAUUCUAAAUUUUAAUGAUUGACCAUUACAAAUGUUUUGAACGGAUUAAGCAUUGACUGUUUUGCAAAUUUAAAAUUAAAA